AUGUUCUCUCUAACAACCGCAGCUGUGCUUUCCUUGAUACCCUCAAUUUUAGGUCAAACUGUUUGGCUUGCUGGAGAUUCUACCAUGGCUGCAGGUGGCGAUGGUGCAGGUGCAUAUCUUAAUAGCUGGGGCCAAUAUCUCAGCCAAUACCUCACUUUACCUGUAACUAACAAAGCGGUAGCGGGAACCAGUGCUCGCAGUUUCACCGCUUUAGGUCUUUUUGCCUCUCUAAUCGACGAAGUAGGCUCGGGGGACUAUGUCGUCAUCGAAUUUGGGCAUAACGAUGGGUCGGCUGGCAGUGUAGACAAUGGCGACGAAGAUGCUGUAGGUGACGCGUACAACCUCACAGCCACAGUGACAGAAUCAGAUGGUAGUACCGAAGUCAUCCAUACUUUCAAUUACUACAUCACCAACGCCGCUUUAUCUCUGACUGCAAAGGGGGCCAUCCCGAUCAUCUCCUCUCAGACUCCCGAUAAUAUAUGGGAUGGUGAUGUACUUGCCGCACCAUCGCGGUUCGUUCCUUACGCACAAGAGGUGGCUGGGAACAAUAGCUUGGUCUACAUCGACCACUAUGACUAUGUCGCACAGGCUUAUGAGGCUAUUGGUGAAACAACCGUCGAUACAUUUUAUCCUGUAGAUCACCUACAUACGUCCCCUACUGGUGCAAACGUAGUCGCAGAGGCGUUUGUUAGAGGGUUGUUGUGCUCAGAGAGUACGCUCAAGAAUUUCGUCAAUAGUGCGGGUGAAGCUGUCCCCAGUGAGUGCAAAUACUUUGAGUGA
Lentinula edodes (shiitake mushroom) is the source of this 780-nucleotide messenger RNA. RefSeq names its product carbohydrate esterase family 12 protein. The record is from RefSeq and is a predicted model, not a curated record. NCBI's taxonomy places the organism in Eukaryota, Fungi, Basidiomycota, Agaricomycetes, Agaricales, Omphalotaceae. The coding region runs from base 1 to 780 and encodes 259 amino acids. The transcript has 5 exons. Gene Ontology annotation, molecular function: hydrolase activity, acting on ester bonds.